This is a messenger RNA of Frieseomelitta varia, 6574 nucleotides long. It is a transcript of the gene gro, whose product is annotated as protein groucho. Gene Ontology annotation, cellular component: transcription regulator complex; nucleus. Gene Ontology annotation, molecular function: protein binding; transcription corepressor activity. The record is from RefSeq and is a predicted model, not a curated record. NCBI's taxonomy places the organism in Eukaryota, Metazoa, Arthropoda, Insecta, Hymenoptera, Apidae. The transcript is spliced from 16 exons. Bases 817 to 3141 code for a protein of 774 amino acids. Gene Ontology annotation, biological process: regulation of DNA-templated transcription; negative regulation of canonical Wnt signaling pathway.
UCAACGGCAGACGACGAAUUCCGAUCGAUCUCCGUUGCCGUAUCGUUCAACGAGAUGAAAACUUGUAAUUUCGUAGUCAUUAUGAAAUUAGCCAUUAUUGGUUUCUUCGAUAUAAGGAAACAACGAAUCGCCCCUGUCGGUCGACGCCCUUGACUCGACGAACUGAGAACCGAGUCGAAGAAGGACGGACUGUGAAAAGAAAAGAGACGCGCGUUUCGCUCCUUUGUGUAUAUUCGUGUCCCCUUAUCCGUGUGUCAGUGGCGUUGCCGCGGCGGAUAGUGUUAGUAGCCGCUCAUUGGUGUUCGCCGCGGCGGCAAGCGGCGUUCACACGUUUCCCGUCAUCCACUUCGGUACCCGGCUCGCAGUCGAGCGUCGUUCGUUGUACGGUGCGGUUGUUGCGUUCGCGUUUCGUCCCGACGCUUUGUACGUUCGAUGUACGUACGUAUAUAUGUGUGACACUGUGCACGCGUUUUCUUUUUUUCUUUAGACUACACACAUAUACAUGAAGUGUUUGUGAUAGUGCGAAUAGAGAGAGGAUCAUCGGUGUGUGUAUAGGUUAUAUUUUUUUCGCAUAGUGCCAAGGUGGAUUAAAGACGUAUCUCCUGAGAAAACGAAACGCAAGAGACAACGAACGAGCUACGACCAAAGUCGGCGAAGAUCUAGAUACUGAACACUGAAGGAAGACCGUUGGCGUACCUCCAAGAUCCUGAGAAUGUCGCUGCAAAGAUCGAGCCGGGGAAUGGACCAUGAAGUGACCGUGUACAAAGGACAUUGCGGACGCGUGUGAUUCUUACGGAGUAUUUAGCCACAAUUAAGAUGUACCCCGCGCCGGCGAGACACCCAGCCGCUCCCGGUGGCGGAGGAAGCGGCGGGGCUGCGGGAGGGCUGAAAUUCACGGUGGCUGACACUUGCGAGAGGAUCAAAGAGGAAUUCAAUUUCAUCCAGCAACAGAACCACUCACUGAAGAUCGAAUGCGAGAAACUGGCCAGCGAGAAGACCGAAAUGCAGAGGCAUUACGUUAUGGUAAGGCACUUUUACUACGAAAUGUCUUACGGCCUAAACGUGGAGAUGCACAAGCAGACCGAGAUCGCCAAGAGGUUGAACGCGAUAAUCGUCCAGCUACUGCCGUUCCUGGCACAAGAGCAUGGCUUGCAGCAUCAGCAGCAGGUGGCCAAUGCCGUAGAGAGAGCGAAGCAAGUCACGAUGUCCGAGCUGAACGCUAUUAUUGGGCAACAGCAACAACAGGGCUUGCAGCAACUAUUGCAACAGAUUCACGCGCAACAACUGCCGCACGGCGCGGUGGUCGGCGGUCUUCCGCCAGCAGGUCUAUUGGGCUUCGCAGGAGCGGCGGCGGCGGCCGCAGCCGCGGGUGUGCCGCCUCAUCUAGCUCCGCCGCCGCAUCCGGCGGCCGCGGCUGCGGUCCAAGCACAGGCGCAAGCGCUGCUGAAACCGUCGGACCUGCAGCAACACCGGUCCGCCGCGGAGACGCCCGAGGACCGUAAACCGAUCGCCCUCACCGACGAGAGACUCCGACGAUCCGUGUCGCCGCCGGAGAAAUUCCGUAGCCGCACCCCCGACCUCGAGAGCGAUCCCAAGAGGCGGAAGGAGGAGAAGCUCGGACACGACAGCGACGGGGAGAAGAGCGAUCAGGACUUGGUGGUGGAUGUCGCGAAUGAGGAGGCGUCAUCGCCACACGCGAACGGCGAGCACUCAGAUCCACGUGAGAACGGUACUCUGGAGAAGCUGGGCGCACCGGGACACGUGGGGCCUAUUUCCGGUGCUGGCUCGACAUCCGUAAAAGACAGGCCACCGUCGCGGAGCGGAAGUUCCUCCGCUCGUAGCACACCAUCUCUGAAAAGUAAAGAUAUCGACAAGCCGGGUACACCUGUGGCGGCGGCGAGGGGAUCGCGCAGUUGUACGCCAACUAUGGGAGGAAUCCCUGGUCCCUUGGCAUCGCGGGUCUAUCAUCCGCCAUCGUCGCAGCAAACGCCACCGCAGGGCUAUCAGGGUUUGCCGUCCCGCGGCAAUGAGCCGCCGCAAUCGCCUUCGCCGUACAGCAACUUACCAUACGCCAGGACUUCAAUGCUCGGUUUCGACAGCCACGUGAGGAUACCAUCGAGUAACGGGCUAAGCAACAUUCCGGGUGGUAAACCAGCGUACUCGUUCCAUAUGAACGGCGAGGGUCAACUGCAGCCGGUGCCAUUCCCCACGGACGCUCUGAUAGGGCCGGGAAUUCCACGUCACGCGCGUCAGAUUAAUACCUUGACUCACGGCGAGGUUGUGUGCGCCGUUACCAUCUCGAAUCCGACCAAGUACGUCUACACGGGCGGCAAAGGGUGCGUUAAAGUCUGGGACAUCGGGCACGGAGGUGGUGGCAAUAUCAAGCACGUAUCGCAGUUGGAUUGCCUGCAACGCGACAACUAUAUUAGGUCGGUAAAAUUACUGCCAGACUGCAGAACCCUGAUAGUCGGAGGUGAGGCGAGUCAGCUGAUCAUCUGGGACUUGGCUAGUCCCACGCCGCGAAUCAAAACGGAACUGACGUCAGCGGCGCCGGCCUGUUACGCGCUGGCCAUCUCGCCGGAUUCGAAGGUCUGCUUCAGCUGCUGCAGCGAUGGUAACAUCGCCGUGUGGGAUCUGCAGAACGAGACGUUGAUUCGACAGUUCCAAGGCCACACGGAUGGUGCCUCCUGCAUCGAUAUCUCGGCGGACGGUUCGAAACUGUGGACCGGAGGAUUGGACAACACAGUGCGUUCGUGGGAUCUUAGGGAGGGCAGACAGUUGAAGCAGCACGAUUUCACCUCGCAGAUAUUCUCGUUGGGCUAUUGUCCAACCGGUGAGUGGCUUGCAGUUGGUAUGGAGAAUUCGAACGUCGAGGUGCUUCACGCCUCCAAGUCCGACAAGUAUCAACUGCAUCUUCACGAGUCGUGCGUGUUGUCGCUGCGAUUUGCCUCGUGCGGCAAAUGGUUCGUCUCCACCGGCAAGGACAAUCUGUUGAACGCAUGGCGUACUCCGUACGGCGCUUCGAUAUUCCAGUCGAAGGAGUCCUCGUCGGUGUUAAGCUGCGACAUCUCUGCCGACGACAAGUACAUCGUGACCGGAUCCGGUGACAAAAAGGCCACUGUAUACGAAGUGAUUUACUAGACGCGUACGGUAAAGACGUUUCACGUUUUCCUCCCUUGGUCGAAACCCGAACUCUUUAACAUGCUCUCCUGUUCGCGGGAGAGGUCCUACAAGUGAGACUUUUUAGCAGCCUUAGAAACCUAGACUGUUACUAUAAUGUGUAUAUAUACAUAACGAGUCUGUAUUAACGGUCGGAAUCGUGCUCGAAAGGAACAAAAGCACAGACGGACGAACGGAAGAGAAAAAGAAAGAGUGAAUGUGUGCGAGUGAGUGAAUGAGAGAGAGGAAGAAACAUAUAAAAAAGUAAAAAAAGAAAAACGAAGGAAAGAAGAGAAAGAAGAAAACUAACGCUAAUUAUGACGACGAUCGAGAAACAAAUGUGUGUGCCAGAGAAAAAGUUGUAUAUGUAUAUUUAGGAGUUUGCGUGUACGUGGCCCAACUGUACCUACGACCGUGUGAUUUAAACUAGUAGAGGAAACUUUCUUCGUCGCGUGUAUACAACGAGAACCUGUUAAUGGGACGUUACCAAGCGGUUUUGCAUGUGCGUUAAGUGACCAGACGAGAAUCUUGCAAAUGCUGAUGCUAGAUAUGAUUUCGUAUUAAGUACCUAAUUAAAGAAUCAACAUGCCCGGAAGGACAUCCAUCAUACGACAAACAAAACACACGGAGGGAACGAACACUCGAAGCCUGUCUAACGAAAAAUUAUUACUUAUUACCGCCUAUGAUCAUUUUCUUUUCUCGGAAACUUUUACAAUUUUUGCAAUCACUGUCUCUUUACCGUAUCUAUGACCACGAUCACAACUCGAGGAGCAUGAGUGUUGCAUGUAUACAUAACACGUGCACACAUACGCGGAGUCGUUUCGAGAGAAUCGCUGGUUGUAGCUACAUCACCUUCGAUAAUACGUUUCACUAUAGACCGGAAGCAAAGUGUAGCUUUCUUCUGUCGAUUAAUGUUUUAUGCUGAGAGUACUUGUUGAUAUUAGCAAAAAAAAAAAAAAAAAAAACGAGGCAAAUGAAGGAUAAACGUACAUCGAAAAUUUAUUUAACUUCGUGGUAAAUUGUUCGUUUCGUUCGAGUACUACACUCGCGAAAGGAUUCGAUCGUUCAAACGUUCGUGUAUCGUCGAGGCAACGACUGAAAAUAUCAUGAGAAAUUCGUUCGGAAAUAAUUGAUUAAGAAUGAUCGCGCUGUUUCUAUUUAAAGAAGGAAAGUAAACGCGAGACCUGUACUAUGGGAGCAGUGUUGUGUAUUGUCUACGUGAUCGGCCAUGACCAUUCAUUAAUUUUAAAUAUAUCGAUGAAAAGUAAUUGCCUUUUCUAUUCAAGAAAAUAUGCGUGAAUAAUUGUUCGAGUGUUUUUCAGCGUGUACUUUUGCAGCCGUGGGUAAGUAGUUGCCUGAUACUUUACAAUUUUCUGAAUCGAAAUCGAUGAAUCUAUGCAUAUUAAGCUCGAAUGGUUCGAAGGCAUAAAGGAUCAGUUAGAAAAGUUAACUUGGGUCACUUGUGCUGCAUAAAUCGGAAAAUAUUAGUAUUAAUUUUUGCUAUUGUCAAAACAAAGUAAUUAUUUUUCAAUCAAUAGUCAUUCAACUGUUUUUAUUAAUUUAAUAACCAUGGAUAAAAAUAAUUAUUUUCUUAACGAGGUAAAGAUGUUAAAUUAAUUUGUUACAAAGGAUAUUUGAAUGUUCUAAUUUAUACGCAUCUAUUGUAUAUUGCGCAGCACGUGAUCACGUGCAUUACAAGCUGCAACACAGUUUCAUACUACAUUUUUUUAUGCCCAAAAAUCAUUCGAUCGUAUCAUAAAUUAUUUUAUCAUACGUCUAUGUUCUAAAAUAUAUGAUCAAGGUUUAUUAUACGCUUGGAAUACACUUGAUGCUUGAAAAUUGUAUCGAUUGCACAAGUAGCAAUGGCAAGGUGCGCUAUGUUGCUCAAAUGUAUUGGCACAAUAUGUUCUCAGUCUUUCUUAAAAUUUUUCUCAAUCGUUUUUAGUCAUAUUUGCUUCAAAUCAUUGUUUCAGAAAAAUUUGCGAAAGGAAACAUCAUUAUAAAGAAUUUUUUCCAUUUUACGUAGCCAACUAUAAAAAAAAAAAAAAAAAAAAAAAAAAGAAAAAAAAAAACAGCGCCCUACUACGAGACAGGAGUAUAGCGUCUGUUAUAGUCAUUUCUAUUAUUGAUAAGCACACUAACGCGUAUCAAUCGAACUAUGACGUGAUUAUACGUAUGUGCAUAUGAAUAAUAAACAAGACUUUGUACAAAACUUCCGCGUAUUUCCAUGAAAAAAAUUCGAAUUAAUUAUUAAUCGAUUGUGUCAUGCGAUAGCUCAACGUUUAAGUAUAGAUACAGCUCUGUAAAGUACAAUCAUAUGCACAAACGAAACGAAACUAUUUCUGUAUCUGGACUAAAUAUCAGUUCUGUAAACGAAACUUGAACUAAAUCGAUCAAUUUUUAGGAAUGAGUAUUCAUAGUAGGCAACAGGUGUCAUCUGUCCCCAAUUGGUGGGAUCUUGUAAAAAUUAGCAUGCAAUAAGAUAAACGUAAUCGAAACAUUUGGAUCGUUCCUGUAAGUGUUAUAAUAAAUAACAAACAAUAAGAGGAAUAAAGGAUUAUAAGAAAUAUUAGAUGAAAGUAGUAUCGAUCCUUGAAAAAUAUAUGCUUGACUCACGGAUAAUUUUGAUGAAAUUGAAGUUGAAUUAAUUUACCCUUUAUAUGAACGAUUUAAAUGAGUCGAUUACGUGCCGGUAAAAAAAAUCUCUUGCCUAAAUGUUUAAUUAGCGGUUAAAAAAGAAAAAAAAAGAGACAGAGAGGUGACAGGUACAGCUAAAAAAAAAAAUGUACAGAUAAAUCUUAUGCGAUCAUGACCUUAUCGUGACGCGAGGCAAUAUGAUAUCGAGUACCAUUAAAAAAUAACGCCUAAAAAAAAGUUAUUGAUCUAUUUUCAAUUUCUUUUGGUUUGAAUUUUUCGCGUUAUGUACGAUUGAGAUAUAUAGGAGAACAAAUUUCUAUUGUGAAUUAUUUGAAACGAAAUUGUCGAUCAGUAGAAAGAUUCAUUUUUUUUUUCAGCUGUACGCUGAUGUUUAAAAAUGGCGCUUUCCGUGCAAUAAUGUUUUCAUUUCCGUUGCGCACGUGUGUACGUAAAAGAUAGAUACGUACGUACGAUAAAUAAUUAUGUCACUUCUAUCUUACCUGCGAUAUAGACGAUGAUAUAAAUGAUGAUUUUGUAAUCACGGUACACGUAAACACGCAUACACACAUAUGGAGGAGGAUAUCCAAAUGAGAAAUGUACACACAAUCCAAAUGGAACGUAUACAUGUAUAGCGGAAAGUACGUAUCAAGUAAAAAUGAUUCAUCGUAAAGAGUGUUUUCUGAAAAAAAAAAAAAAAAGAAAUAAAGAUCUAUUCCAUUUUUCCUUUCUAGCUGUAAUAACAUACGAGAAUUGAAUAUAACAUUGUAUCAUACCUUUA